Molecule: messenger RNA, 1415 nt
Organism: Haliotis rubra (blacklip abalone)
Lineage: Eukaryota; Metazoa; Mollusca; Gastropoda; Lepetellida; Haliotidae
Product: WD repeat-containing protein 46-like
Exons: 11
Coding region: 181-1356 (391 amino acids)
Biological process (GO): maturation of SSU-rRNA from tricistronic rRNA transcript (SSU-rRNA, 5.8S rRNA, LSU-rRNA)
Cellular component (GO): 90S preribosome; small-subunit processome; nucleolus
Molecular function (GO): protein binding
Source: RefSeq, a predicted model, not a curated record
UUCUUGGAAGCAGAGGAAGGGGAGAUAACUGCUGAUAUAACACAGCAGGAUAUUGUGGACUCUGUAGACAUUCUCAGUGCACAGAAGUAUUUUGAACUGACAUUAAAAGACUUUGGUCCAUACCAGUUAAACUACACACGAAAUGGGAGACAUCUCUUGCUGGGAGGGGCCAAAGGUCACAUGGCUGCCUUUGAUUGGCAGACAAAGAAACUUAUGUGCGAGUUCAAUGUCAUGGAAACGGUGAAUGAUGUCAAAUGGCUCCACCAGGAGACCAUGUUUGCUGUUGCCCAGCGACAGUGGACGUAUAUCUAUGACAACCAGGGCAUCGAGCUGCACUGCCUCAAGGCCAUUGACACGGCUCUGAGGAUGGAGUUCCUGCCGUAUCACUUCCUCCUAGCCACUGCAAGUGCGAAGGGUUUCCUGACGUAUGUGGACACGUCGGUAGGGAAGAAGGUGGCCGGAAUCUACACCAACAGUGGUCGUCUAGACGUCAUGUGUCAGAACCGCAGCAAUGCUGUGGUUCAUUUGGGUCACCCAGGAGGUACUGUAACUUUGUGGACUCCCAACCUGAAGAGCUAUGCAGCCAAGUUGCUGUGUCACAUUGGGAGUGUGAGAUCCCUGGCUGUAGACAACUCAGGAAAGUACAUGGCUUCCUCUGGGAUUGAUGGGAAACUGAAAAUCUGGGAUCUGAGGACAUAUAGGGCACUACAGUGUUACCAGCUGCAGACAGGGGCAGGUUCCCUUGCCUUCAGUCAGCAGGGCAUGGUCGCUGCUGGCAUGGGCAACGUCGUCCAGGUGUUUAACGACUGCUGUCACCAGACAGUUACCUCCCCUUACAUGCACCACCGCAUCCCGUCGUCCAUCAGGAGUGUACAGUUCUGUCCAUAUGAGGAUGUCCUUGGUGUGAGCCACUCGACGGGAUUUGCCAGUCUCCUUGUUCCAGGGUCUGGAGAGGCCAACUUUGAUGCUCUGGAGGUGAAUCCAUACCAGACAAAGAAACAGCGACGACAGGCCGAGGUCAAGAUGCUGCUUGACAAGAUUCCCAUAGAUAUGAUCACCCUGGACACAAAGAAAGUAGGUGAGAUUGAGGCGAAGAGCUACGAUGAGAUGAUCAAAGAGAAGAAUAAACUGGAGUUUCUAAAGGUGGAGAAGUCAGAUUUUGCCCCACGGUACAAGAUGAGAGGCAAGAGCAAGGCAGGGAAAGUUGAAUACAGGAAACAAGAGGUCAAGGACUCCAUGAGAAGAGAAGUAGCUCGGGAGUCAAACAAACUGAAACAGGAGAAGUCCCGUGACCAGACAAAGAAUGAAGGUCACAGACUUAGUGUUCUCAGCAGAUUCAGCAAGAAGAAUGUCUAGCUGAAGCUGAAUCAGUGUAUGAUGUGUAAAUAAAAUAUGAUUAAAAUUGUAUCCAACAA